Messenger RNA from Paramuricea clavata, 891 nucleotides. NCBI's taxonomy places the organism in Eukaryota, Metazoa, Cnidaria, Anthozoa, Malacalcyonacea, Plexauridae. The record is from the annotation of a GenBank genome assembly.
AUGAGUGGCGAUGAAAUGAAACCUUUAUCCGCAAGAGAUCGCCGAUAUUCUGUAAGUAAUGCAUUUAGUAAUUAUGUUUUUACUAUUGCCAGUCGUCAGUCCUUAAUUUCGUUCAAUGUGAAUAUGUUAUAUAAGAAUGCAUAAUAAAUCGUGCCAUAUAUAUUCAUUAAAAUUAUAUGCAUUCAUACCUAACAGGUAAUAAAUGUUAAGUGGUCAAGUACAUUGCUAAAAGAGGAAGGUGAACCCUCCACCUUGACUGAACAAGGUGAAACCUCAACAAUGGCUGAAGUUUAUACUGACAAAGGUGAACCAUCUACUUCAACAUUGACUGAUCAAGAUGAACCCUCAACAUGGCCUGGGCCUAGUGGUACAGAGGAUACAUUUGUCCAAGCAAUUGACCAGGUUGGUAGUUGUAAACUAUUGUAUUUACUUAAUAUUAUUUUAUUGAAGUUGCUUGUAAAAAUUGCACAAAGCUGAAAUAAGAGCUACUGCGAUUGAAAAUGUGACAUAUGGUAAAAGUGUGCAAAUAGUGAAUGCAAUCAUUAAAAAGUACUUUUAAAAUGUUUUUGAGCAAUAUAUACUGUACAAAGUGUUGUGUUUAUUUAAUUAAAUGAAUAAUAUUCUUAACUUUAUUCUUAUAGCAUUUUUCCUAAUAAUGAAAACCUCAUGAUGGAACUGAAGUUUGUUGUCUUGCUCUCGCAAUCGUUGAAACUAUUCAAAGUUUGUGCAACAUGCAAGAAGCCUGAUGUGCUGGUAGAAAUGAAAGAGUUUGGCACAAUGGUUCAAGUUGAGAUGACGUGCAACAACAAAAUAUGUCCAGGGGGAAAUAAAGUCUGGAAAAGUCAAUCAUUGAUGCCUGGCACUUUGGAUUGUCCUCGUAAUAAAAAAUAA